AACUAAUUUCUUCCCAAGACAAAAAAACUCUCACAUUUCAACAAUGAAGCCCUUCGUUACCUCCCAUGUUUUCUCGAUAAUUUGGAGAGUCCUGAUAGUGGCCCUGCUGGGCCUGGGAGGGGCGGAAUGCCGAGAGGAGUACUCGGCCAUAAGCUGCCGCAAGCACAGCGCAUCGAUCACUGACUUCGGAGGCGUCGGAGACGGGAAGACGUCCAACACCAAGGCCUUCAACAAGGCCGUGGCGAGCCUCAGCAAGCUGGCUGCCGAUGGUGGGGCCCAGCUCAUCGUUCCAGCCGGGAAGUGGCUGACCGGCAGCUUCAACCUCACCAGCCACUUCACCCUGUAUCUCCAUAAGGACGCCAUCAUUCUUGGUUCCCAGGACGAGUCCGAGUAUCCGUCUAUUCCGGUGCUUCCUUCAUAUGGAAGAGGAAGAGAUGCCCCUGACGGAAGGUACGCCAGUCUAAUAUGGGGUACGAAUCUCACCGACGUAGUAAUAACAGGAAAUAAUGGAACUAUAGACGGACAGGGUGCCUCAUGGUGGAAGAAGUUCAAGUCCGGGAAAAUGAAUUUGACCCGACCAUAUUUGAUCGAGAUCAUGUACUCGGACCGCAUUCAAAUCUCCAACCUCACGCUCAUCGACUCGCCGAUGUGGUUUGUCCACCCAAUUUAUAGCAACACCAUCGUGGUUCAAGGACUGACUAUUCUAGCACCAAUUCAUUCUCCAAAUACUGAUGGAAUCGAUCCAGACUCGUGCUCGAACGUAAGGAUCGAGGACAACUAUAUAGUCUCUGGAGAUGACUGCAUUGCAGUGAAGAGCGGGUGGGACACGUACGGCAUCAAGGUCGGGAUCCCGACAGAGCACGUGGUUAUCAGGAGGUUGACUUGCAUCUCCCCUUACAGCGCCACCAUUGCUCUGGGGAGUGAGAUGUCCGGCGGGAUCCGGGACGUGCGGGCCGAAGACAUCACGGCGAUCAACACUGAGUCAGGGGUUAGGAUCAAGACUGCCGUGGGUCGCGGCGGCUAUGUGAAGGACAUCUUUGCCCAGAACUUGACCAUCAAUACAAUGAAAUAUGUCUUCUGGAUGACCGGCUCAUACGGCUCCCACCCUGACCCGAGUUUCGACCCGAAGGCUCUCCCGAUGAUACAGAACAUAAAUUACAGGUAUUGGUCGGCCGAGAAUGUGACUUACUCCGCCCAACUGGACGGGAUCAAGGGUGAUACCUUCAGGGACAUUUGCAUCUCCGAUGUCUCGAUUGGACUCACUGAGAAGCCGAAGGAGGUCCAGUGGAACUGCACCGAUGUGUCGGGGGUCACGAGCAAUGUUACUCCGAAGGCCUGCGAUGCGUUGCCAGAGAAGGAGGGAGUCAAGUGCAAUUACCCUACCGAUCGGCUCCCAGUCGAGGACCUCCCUCUCCUAAAAUGUAGCGCUUGAUUCCGACCUCAGUUAAUUAAACCGAUCAAUUAGAUUGCCAACAAUGCAAGUGUUUGCAUAAGUUUUGCAGGAUAUACUAAACGAGCUGGUGAUUUAAAUUAUUCGAGUAGAAUAAAAUUGUCUCUUCUCAAUUUCCCUAGUUUCAUGGGAA
Messenger RNA from Punica granatum (pomegranate), 1583 nucleotides. NCBI's taxonomy places the organism in Eukaryota, Viridiplantae, Streptophyta, Magnoliopsida, Myrtales, Lythraceae. The record is from RefSeq and is a predicted model, not a curated record.